CCCUUUUUAUAUCCGACUCCGGACCCCACCGACUCGCCAAGUUCACGCGAUGAGUCCCAGAAGCGGAAGCUGGAAGACGACUUUGAAACUACUGCGCCUCAAUGCUCAGAAGUUAAGAGACAAAGAGUGUCUGUGGACUCUGGAAAUCUUUGCUAUCCAGCGUCUUACUAUGCCGGAUACCGACCUCCUCUUCCAUUGACCUCAGAACUUGACGCUCUCAACGCUCUGGCAGCAAUCUGGAAUUCUGAGGACCGCUCUUCGCAUGAAUACAACAUAUGGCAGCUCGAUGAUUUCAGCAUCUAUCGCAAGGGUACCGAUUACAGACAUGCCUAUGAACUAUGUCCUUUGCAAGACCUCAAGACUGAAGAUGGAGUCAAUGGACUUCUGUUCGAUGGUAUCCUGAGCAUUGAUGGCGAGGGACGAUUUGUUCAGGGUGUCUCGUUCGAGUGCCUAGCCAUCGAGGGUUAUGGAGAUGAGAGUGAUACGGUUUCUGCCUGCAUUCAAACGGCCUUAGCCCACAGAGCAAAUGUCUGGUUUCAGCUCGGGACCCCUGCCAAUCAAUAUCGUCGCUAUCAUGAUACGUUUCUAUGGGUGUCACGAUUCACUAAGUACGUGGUGGAUUUCCUCGAGGAAUCCAAGCAACCUGUCACUCUGAGUCGAUUCCGACGAUCCUUUUACCCAUAUGUGGUGCAGAAACAUGGGUCAUCCUCUGCUACCCAUAGCUGGUUAGAACAACAUAGUUCUCACGAUUUUGGCCAGGCAUUUUGCGCCGAUCUCGGCUUCAUCAUCAAAGAAUGCUACAGCCUCAAUCAACGGCUUCUUAAAGAGCCUAUCUUUGGUGAGACAGACACCAAGCAGCUGAAAGCUAUUCCUAUGGAGAAGACUGCAUACCAAAGUACAGUAGUGACUCCGUUCGUUUUCGAACUUUUUCGCAAAAUGCCUUUUCAUGACCAAAUGCAAGUCUUAUCUGAAGUUAGCAUUGUCGCCCUCAGGAAACAGGAAAGGAGAAGAGCUAAGCUUGGCCUCACGCCACUAAAAUGUCGUCCAACAUCCUCUCCUAAACUUCAGCCAUGCAGAAGAGCGAUUCAAAAAGGAGAUGUUGUCAGUGUUACUGCAGACACCAGUACCCAGUGGAGAGCCUCUACUGGAAGCUUGUGGUUUGCGUACGUGCAAGAGGUGCGCUCACUCAAGUCUGGCGCGCAGAAACUUGACGUCUUGUGGCUUUAUGAGCCAUCAGACACAACGCUGGGCCAUGGUCAUUACCCAUAUAGGAACGAACUAUUCAUGUCUGACAAUUGCUCUUGCGGUAGAGAUUCCAUUGACGUGGAGCUUGUCCAAUCAGUUAUCACAAUUAACUGGUUUGUCACCAAUCCUGAGGCUUCUAAAGACUGCUUCUUCGUCAGGCAGAAAUUUAGAACGGAGCCACAGCUUGGGGCCUACGAUUUUGUGCAACUCCAAGAAUCAGACUUUAGUUGUGGAUGCAACAACACUAAGACGGAAAUGGAAAAAGUCAAGCAAGACUUCACACUUGGCGAUACUGUGCUUGUUUAUCAGGUCAUUCCUGGAAAAGAGGCAUUGGAGCCUGCCGUUAUCCGUGGUUUCAACUCCCACACGGUCACUCUACAGACAUUCCUCCGCUGUCAUCGCGACCUAGGCGACAAGGAUGCAGCCCCAAACCAACUGACCCUGAUUGACGCGACAUUCGACCUCGAGCCAGAAUGUAUCACGCGGCAUUGCAGAGUUGCCACCUUUGCUAACGCUGCUGACAUUAGAACACCGUACGAUCGCAAUGGGGCAGGCGACCUCUGGUUUGUGAUCAGCUCCUCGUCUACCACAUGGACUCUUGUCGAGCACGAGAUCGCUUCAGGCAGUAAACUCAAGGGCAUGGGGAUAUUCUGCGGAAGUGGUUCUUUUGACCGCGGCCUCGAGGAAGGUGGAGGUCUUGAGUUCAAAUGGGGCAUUGACUGGGCUGAACGAGCUCUUCAUUCCUACAGAGCCAACGUAGAAGAGCCAGAGAAGCUGAAUCUUUUCCUUGGUAGUGUCAAUGACUACCUUGGUAAAGCUAUUCAAGGUCUACGUGACAGCCGAAUUGCCACUAUUGGCGAUGUUGAUGUGCUUGCAGCAGGCUCUCCAUGUCCAGGGUUUUCGAUUCUUCAACGGGAUCGAAACAGCGUCCAAUCUCUACGAAACUGCUCUCUUGUCGCUUCGGUCUGCUCAUACGUGGACUUCUAUAUGCCCACGUAUCUGGUACUUGAAAAUGUCAUUGGCAUGGCAAGGAACCCCAGCAACGCAAAGGAUCUGAACGUCUUCUCACAAGUUCUCUGUUGUCUUGUAAGCAUGGGGUAUCAAACACAGCAACUACUCAUGGAUCCAGGCCAUUAUGGAUCAUGUCAAUCACGCCAACGGAUCUUCAUAAUUGCAACAGCUCCAGGUCAUAAAGCGCCAGAUCCGCCACCCCAGACACACACCUGUAGCGAGCUGGAAAUGUACGCAAGAGCGAUUGGAUAUGCAUCGAAUGGCCUCCCCUUUGGCAAGCGUAAGUACGAUGUUUGUCCGUUCGUCUCCUUGACUGCGAAAGAAGCAUUCCAAGAUCUUCCAGAUAUUGGUGAGAGCCAUGUUCAAACGUGUAUCGCAGCGCCAGAUCAUCGUACCUGCAGACAUGAAAGUUCGAAGAAGCGAGCACUCAUCCAGAUGGUGCCUCGAUGGCCUUAUGGACAAGGCUUCAUCCAAGCUGUGGCAAAGGGCAAGAUGUCCAAGAACGCAAUAGCAACUUAUGCCUGGCAAAACAAAAACCGGGCUAGUGCGAACAGCAAAUCGUGGGCACGUAUCUACCCAGGUCGUCUGGUUGGUUGUCUGACAACAGAUAUAAAGCCGCACGACUCAUUCCUGGGGCGUACGUUGCACUACGAUCAGCACCGCACGAUGAGUGUGAUGGAAGCUCGUCGGGUUCAGGGCUUACCUGAUCAUGAAGUUAUUCUCGGUACACCGAGUCAACAAUGGAAUCAGAUUGGAAACGGCGUUGAUCGCAAGGUUGCCUUGGCCAUUGGCAUGCGAAUCGCUGAUGCGUGCCGCGAGACUUUG
Aureobasidium melanogenum CBS 110374 is the source of this 3081-nucleotide messenger RNA. Its product is annotated as S-adenosyl-L-methionine-dependent methyltransferase. The transcript has a single exon. The record is from RefSeq and is a predicted model, not a curated record. The annotation marks the transcript as partial. NCBI's taxonomy places the organism in Eukaryota, Fungi, Ascomycota, Dothideomycetes, Dothideales, Saccotheciaceae. Gene Ontology annotation, cellular component: nucleus. Gene Ontology annotation, molecular function: methyltransferase activity; chromatin binding.